GUUUAGCGGCACAUAUCACUAGAAGUCUAGUCAGUAAUCGAUGAUUUGUGAAAACAAACUUGAGUGAGUGACCGAAUUCGACUGAACCAGUGAAAGAGGACAUUCGUGAUGCUGCGGCGUUUAAAAGCGCAAGUUAGCCAAGUCGCAAAUGAGUUGCCCGGUGUACUUUCUCCUUCUGCUCGUGAGAAUCGCGACGACUCCUCAUUUUUCUUGGCCUCUGAUACUAGCCAAAAUAAUGUCGACGAUGAGAUUGAGGGAUUUCUUUGUCCAAUAUGCAUGGUCCAUUACAACUCUCCUGAGUCGCUCUCGGAGCAUUUUGAGGAGGCCCACAAUAAGGAUAUAUCAUUAGUCAACCCAAAUUUUGACAGCGCUACCACUAUCUCAUCUAACUCCAUAGGAACGAGUCCUGGAUCAUUUUCGUCGAAGGACAAAGAAAUAGAAGAAUUGAGACUGCAGAUCAAAGAGGAACACACUUAUGCGGAGAAACUCAAGGAAGAACUGGACCGUAUUCAAUCUGUGGUUGCUCAAGCAACGGAUGUUCCGCAGGGUGAAGUGCCAUACUUGAUGCAGCAAAUUCAAGUGUUAGAAGCUGGAAAAAGCAUGGUAACUCAGCGCAUGCUAGAAUUUGAGAAAGAAAACGGACAGCUCAAAAGGUCUGUGGAAAACGGCAAACAAGAAAGAACUGAAAUCAUGACUAAGCUGAAGCAGCUGAGUGGUCAAAUCAGAACUCUGACGGAUGAAAAUGAAGGAAUCAAGGUUGAAAAGGAGGUCACUAGCAAAGAGCUCGCGAAGUUCAAGACGGAUAAUGAGAAACUGGAGAAGGAGUUGGAUAUGCUGCAUAAAACUUUAGAUCAAAGACCUAGUGAAGAUGAUGUGGCGGUGUUACGCACCGAAUUGGUUCAUGCUCAGAAACUUAUGGAUGAGAUCUCCCAGCAGAAAGAUGUCGAGAUUAACGAGUACAUAAAUUCAGUCCGCCAGUUGAAUAUGGAGAGGGAAAAGCAGAAGUGCGUCGUAGAUAAUCUCCAGAAGCAACUCGCCGACACUAGUGGGACUUCGAAAGAGUCUGCUGAAAAAAUCCGUGCUUUGGUCACUGAGUUAGAGGACACAAGGCAGUUGUUGACAACUUGUCAAAAAGAUCUUGAAGAUGCAAAAGGUGAUGCUGUGCAAAAGGGGAAGCGUGUGGAAGAACUUCACGGAAAAAUCGAAGCAAACCUCACUGAACUUACUGCUUGUCGUGAUAAAAUUGCUCAGCUGGAGGAGACCGUACGCGUUAGUGCUCGUGAGAUAAAUGACUCGCAUGCGAUGAACGAAAGCAACCUCACCAAGCUUACCCAACUUAGCGACAAACUUGAACAGAUGAUCGAAGAGAAGAAACGAUACGAGGUGGAAAUGUCCAAGUUCGAAGAGAAAAACGAUGUACAAUCUAACAGUAUCAGAAGUCUGGAAUUAUCGAAUAUGGAUCUGACGAACGAACUAUCCUCGCUGGGCUCUUUACUUGAGCAUGAACGACAGUUGAUCAACGAGAAGAACACCCUCAUUGCAUCAAAAGAUCAAGAGCUGUUUUCUAUGCGCGAAGAACUGGAGAAAGCACGCAUUGAAAAUGAAAAACUAUCUGGUCAGUGUGCGUCAAAAUCGGCUGAGAUAGAGUCCAUAUCGAAACAAGUGAUUCUUCUGCAAGAAAGCUCUAAGGAACUCAUGCAAAAGGUUUCUGAAGGAGAAGGCGGAGCUAAAAUGGCACUGGAGCAGCUGAGCGAAGAAAAGAAAAAAUUGCAAGAGAAGGUUGUGCAGCUCACCAACAGUCUCAAUGAGGAGAAGAGCAACUUUCUGGAGAAGACCAAUGAGCAAGAAAAAGCAUUCCGCGAGGAAAAGAGAGCAGCUGCGGAAAAGCUGAAAAAGGUUGAAGAUCAAAGGGAGGAGCUAGAAAGAAGGUUGCGCGAAGCUGAGGAUGAUAAUAAUCGAAAGGCGGAAAGAUUUGUUGAAAUGGAGAAGGAGAUAGAUGAAGAAAGGCGGAAGUCAAAUGAUCGUGUAAAUAAACUCAAAGAGGUUAUUCGUAUGAAAGAAGCAAGUGCACUGGAAUCAAGAAAGCAGUUUGAUGAGCUAUCCGCUCAGUUAUCCGAUAGGAAUCGCAUUCUUCGAGAAAAAGAACGACAGAUUGAAGAAAAUCGACAUAAAAUAGAAGAGUCUGUCAGGCAUAUUUCGGAAGCGGAAAUGAAAGCUAGGAAACUGGAAGCAGAACUCUCACAAAGUGAAGCGCAACGGGUAGCUGUAUCAGACUCUGAAUCCGAGUUGCGUAAUAGACUCAGCGAACAUGAGUCGAUGCUGGUUACUCUGAAACAGCAAGUAGAGAAAUUGACGGCUGAACUAAAUGCAAAAGACCAAGCUCUGCAGGAUGCGAUGAAGGAAGCGAGUGAAAAGGAGGAGCACUGGAAGAAGAAGCGUGAAGAGUUUGAACGCCAGAUUGAGAAUGAUCACAAACACAACGAAGAUCUUUUGAAAACUACGAAAGAACUGCAAAGCUCUUUAGAUUCUGAGAAGGAGGAGAGCAUGGCGAGAAAGGCGAAAAUCGAGGAACUGACUUUGCGGACAAAUGAAGCAUCCACUCGUAUAGCUGAACUGGAAAAGGAAGCCGAAGAAAAUCAGAAAAAACUCAAGAUCCUUGAGGAGUCUGUGGAAAGCCUGAGUAAGCAGCUGCUGGAGGAGAAGGGACGGUCCACUGAGUUACAGAAGAAAUAUGAAGAUGAAGUUGUCAUGUUGAAGUCGGUUGAGAACGCCUUGUGCGAUUCUAAAAUUGAACUCGACUCGUUCAAGAGCAGCGCUGACACGAAACAAGCGGAACUGGAGUCUCUCGUUCAACAGUCAGAGUCCAAAAUCUCAGAGCUGGUCGCGGCUGUGGAGGCGAAGGAGCAAGAGCUUCUCCAUUUGACCAAUGCUAAUUCUCGACUACUGGAAGAUCUUUCGGAGAAGACGAAAGAACUGGAUGGUUUCACCGACCGCAUGACCAAGUUCGAAAGCGAACUAGCUGAUGAGCGUCGGAAGUAUGAAGCGCUGGAAGCCGAACGACAAGUAGCUGCUGAAGAGUGCGUUCUGCUGCGAACGCAGAACACUGAAGUGUCGAAAGCAUCGAGCGAAACCAUAGAACAGCUGAAAAAGGAAGCCGAGGUAUUACGCGACAGUGUUCUAGCCAAGGAAGAGGAGCUGAAAAAUAUGAAAGCGAGGUGCACUCAGUUCGAACAGCUUGCUAAAGAUAUACAGUUUUCAAUGGAUCGUGAACUGUCCGCCAAAACAGCGGAAAUAGAACGAUUACAUUCCACCGCAGCCGAGCUAGAGGCAGCUGCUGCCGCAAAAGAAUCUUCAUUGAGCCAGGAAAUUUCUGCUCUGAAGAGAUCGAUAAAGGCUGUUCAGUCCGAGUUGGACGAGCAGGUUCGAAUUUCUGCUGAAGCGGCGAAAACGGCGGAAGAACUCACCACUGCAAACAUGGAGCUGUCGAGGAAGAUCUCGUCAUGGGAGGAAGAGAAGAAUGCGCUCAUUGAGAGAUGUCUGAACACCGAAAGUGAUCUGGACUUUGAACGGGAUCGUGCGUUGGAAAACAAGCGACGCUUCGAUGAAGCACUGUCAGCAAUGCAUGAGUUGGGAAGGGCAAACCAGUCACUGCAGAUGGAUAUAUCUAAGCAUACGUCGCGGACAUGGUUAGAUGACUCUGCUGCAGUGAAUUGCACCAAUUGCGGCAAACUAUUUAGUCUUACCGUUCGAAAACACCAUUGUCGUGUUUGUGGUCUGAUCUUUUGUGGACCAUGCAGCUCGAAGACUGCCCAGAUUGCUAGUCACAAAAACCCUGUGAGAGUAUGUGACAGUUGCCAUACGGAGGUUCAAAACAGGUAGAAAGAGGCUGGUUCGGAAUUUUCAGUGGUGCUCACAUAGACUUAAUACUAAACGUUGGUACUUGGAAAUAUCAUCUGUCACUUCUUCAUCUUCUUGACUGUGUUCAGUUGUGCUCUGCAUGUGUAAUAUCUCAUUAUGUGAUUCUGAUAUCAGCGAUAAAUUCUCCAUACACUUCUGCCCAUUUGUGAUGUAAACUACUUCUUACUCUAUCCUCAUCAUCGGUGCAUUGUUACAUUUAGAAUUUAUUGAAUCUAGAGAGUGAUACAUAUUGUGAUAUUCAAUAUUUGUGGUAGGCCCUUUUGCAUUUGACCUGAGUCGAGUGUCGAUUUACUCCCUUACUAAAGUCGAACUUACUAGACUCUGAUUGUCAAAUUCUUCAAGUGUUUCAUCACCGUCUAAUCUGCCUUUUGCCAUAAUUUAUUGUAAAGUUGAAAGAGUUUUUCAUAAAUAUAUCUAUUUU
Cylicocyclus nassatus is the source of this 4339-nucleotide messenger RNA. Lineage: Eukaryota; Metazoa; Nematoda; Chromadorea; Rhabditida; Strongylidae. The record is from the annotation of a GenBank genome assembly.